This is a messenger RNA of Mercenaria mercenaria, 906 nucleotides long. RefSeq lists its product as uncharacterized. The record is from RefSeq and is a predicted model, not a curated record. NCBI's taxonomy places the organism in Eukaryota, Metazoa, Mollusca, Bivalvia, Venerida, Veneridae. The transcript has 2 exons. The annotation marks the transcript as partial.
AAUCUAUUGCUUAUCGUUUAUAAAUACAGACCGUUGUCAGGGUCUUCACGCAAGAGGUCGUUAGGAUGGUACUAUCACUUGUACCACACUGGCGUAGUAGUGACAACUACGGACGGCAGUAGGUGGCUCAUACACAAAGGGGAUGGCUAUGGAGAAAAUUGGGACACUGUUAUAACAAAUGCCGGUUACAUGUCGUCGAAAUGGACAAGAAUGAAAUGCGGCACCGUAUCUGGUCAUACGGUUAAUGAUUUCAUGCAAGCAGGUCGUAUCGACUGUGAGUACAACGUAUUGACAUGUAAUUGCCAACAUGCAUCAAAAGGAAUGUGGAGACUUGUGACUGAAGUGCGAUGCUAACAGCAAAACAAAUGUUGUCAUGUCUACAUUUACAUAUUAUUCGACGGAUUCAUUAUCUAUAAACUCAGUAAUGAGCUUUGUCUCCUCAUGUUUUAAUUAAGAACGUGUUUUGUUAGUAAUUAGGAAUGAAAAAUUUAAAACACAGUGAUUCCAUGACAUUUAGCCAUAUAUCUAUUUAUAGAAUAUUUAUGUCGUCUGUAAAAUGUGCAGAACAUUUAUCAGCUACGUUAUAAGCAUAAAAUCUGGAAGUAACGUAAAACAACUUUCUAUUAAUUCUCAGUUUGAAUAAAACUGCUUUGUGUUCUUUGUAUAAACAUUUCCCUGUGCUGUACAUCUAGCGGCUCAGCCCUUUAGUCUUUACACACUUGGAAAUGAAAACAACAUUCAGCUGGUACUAUACAACAACCUUCUUACCUUCGUUCUGAAAUUUAAAAAAGCUUGUCUUCUACAUUGGAAAUUCUACCUAAAACUGUUUAAUAAAUUUGUUAAUCAUUCUGCUAAGAACUCUGAAAAACAACUUUUUUUGAAUAAACUGUUUGCAUAUACCUAUGA